UUCUUUAUUUUAUUAAAUUAAAAUCUCCUCUUUCAUCGUUUUGAAAACUCAUCUCCUCGCUCAAUUUCUUCGAGUCGCCGCUGUGAAUCCAAUAAGGCGGCAAAAAGGAGGAAAAAAAAAAAAAAAAAAAAGAAAGACAGAAAGAAAUAAAUUGCUCUCUUUUCAAAUGGUAUUCAAUUUCAAUGGCCGCCAUUCUUUCUCACAGUCUCCGAAUUUCGUUUCGCAAUUCACAGUUAAAUCGUGAAACCCUAACUUUCGUAUUUUUAAGGUUAUAGUGUAAGUUUAGAGAGGUGAGAAGUUUGGCCGGUGAUGGAGGAGCCUGGACAGCUUAAACGUGCGUUGAUUGAUUCAACGGCUGGGGCGGUUGCCGGUGCUAUCUCACGCACAGUUACUUCUCCUCUUGAUGUUAUAAAGAUCCGAUUCCAGGUUCAAUUGGAGCCCACAACUUCAUGGGCUUUGCUGAGUGAAAAUAUGCAUACGGCAUCAAAAUAUAAUGGAAUGCUUCAAGCAACAAAGGAUAUAUUUAGAGAGGAAGGUUUACCGGGUUUCUGGCGUGGCAAUGUCCCUGCUUUACUUAUGGUUAUGCCAUACACUGCCAUACAAUUUACAGUAUUACACAAACUGAAAACGUUUGCAGCUGGUUCUUCUAAAACAGAAAAUCACAUUAAUUUGAGUCCUUACUUGUCGUACAUGAGUGGGGCAUUAGCUGGGUGUGCAGCUACUGUUGGAUCUUAUCCAUUUGAUCUUUUACGGACCAUAUUAGCAUCACAAGGAGAGCCUAAGGUGUAUCCAACCAUGAGGUCUGCAUUUGUUGAUAUUGUCAGAACCCGUGGCUUCAGAGGAUUGUAUGCUGGAUUGUCACCAACACUGGUUGAGAUUAUUCCUUAUGCUGGUCUGCAAUUUGGCACCUAUGACACAUUUAAGCGCUGGACCAGGGCCUGGAACCAGAGCAGAUCUUCUAGCAGCUCCACUGGUACAGACGACAGUCCUUCAAGCUUUCAGCUUUUUCUCUGUGGAAUAGCGUCUGGGACAUGUGCUAAACUUGUCUGUCAUCCACUUGAUGUGGUCAAAAAACGAUUCCAGAUUGAAGGACUGCAGAGGCACCCAAAAUAUGGUGCUCGAGUCGAACACCGUGCUUAUAAAAAUAUGUUAGAUGGACUACGUCGAAUACUGCAGUCAGAGGGUUGGGCUGGUCUUUACAAGGGCAUUGUUCCAUCAACUGUCAAAGCUGCACCUGCAGGUGCCGUAACAUUCGUGGUUUAUGAAUUUGCAUCAGAUUGGUUAGAGUCUAUUUUGACUUGAAUCUAACCUUAUUUUUUGUCCUAUAGAUCUGUUGGUAUUAAUCUCAUUCUUUUUUACUCGAUCUUAAAAGGCCCUCUUGAAGGAAAGAGGAGGAAUCGUAUUACAUUUUUUAUUAGUUUACAGGCCAUAAGCCUGUUAGUGGUAGAUUCUACAAUAUUUGAGGUUAAAAUUUAGAGUAAUACUACACAUACAUUAUUUUCAUAUAACAUUUUUCAUACAACAUUAUGUGGCAAGAUAUGAUUAGUUGAUUUAAAGUUAAAAUUAAACGUUCACCCAAUCAUAUUUUAUCACAUAAUGUUGUAUGAGAAAUGUUGUAUGAAAAUAAUGUAUGUGUAGUAUUAUUCUAAAAGUUAAUACAUAGAGAAAAGCGAUUACUAGUGAUAUGUAGAUGCCUUUUUUUGUUUUUUUUUUUUCAUUUAACUUGUAUUUGGUUUCGUUCCAGUAUAAACUAUUUUGCAAGAUUGAGAUUGGAAUGGUCGAUUUGAAUACCCAGAUUUCUUACUUGAAA
Molecule: messenger RNA, 1810 nt
Organism: Pistacia vera
Lineage: Eukaryota; Viridiplantae; Streptophyta; Magnoliopsida; Sapindales; Anacardiaceae
Product: mitochondrial thiamine diphosphate carrier 2-like
Exons: 8
Coding region: 310-1302 (330 amino acids)
Biological process (GO): thiamine pyrophosphate transmembrane transport
Cellular component (GO): mitochondrial inner membrane
Molecular function (GO): thiamine transmembrane transporter activity
Source: RefSeq, a predicted model, not a curated record